This is a messenger RNA of Charadrius vociferus (killdeer), 1677 nucleotides long. It is a transcript of the gene ITFG1, whose product is annotated as integrin alpha FG-GAP repeat containing 1. Bases 1 to 1677 code for a protein of 558 amino acids. Gene Ontology annotation, cellular component: plasma membrane. NCBI's taxonomy places the organism in Eukaryota, Metazoa, Chordata, Aves, Charadriiformes, Charadriidae. The record is from RefSeq and is a predicted model, not a curated record. The transcript has 16 exons.
AUGGGCCGCCGCAGGUGCCGCCGCCAUAGCGAUGAGGUCCCGCCGCUCCCGUUACUCCAGUCAGGACAGCAGUUCCCACCUCACCGACGCCGCAGCCGGGCGGCGAUCUCCGCCUGGUUACCUACGGCGGCCGAGCAGGGAGCGGGACUCGGUGGUCCUCGUGGGUCCCUCACGGGGCCCUUCCCGUGGGACCAUCGAGCUGCCCCUGGUGCUGUGCCUCGCCCUCCCGUCUCAAGCCCGGUGCGCAGCCUUCGGGUCUGCAGCGUGGUGAGGGCCACCGCGGCGAGCAAUAACGUCACAUUCAAGAUUAAAAUUGACAUUCGCCUCGCUCCUGAAAUGUUUCCUGUGUUAUGGGAAAAGUUAUGUUUCAUAUGGUCAAUACCGGAAAGAAAAAUCAGUUUGUACUCGGAGCUUGGAAGCGAGCUGAUUAUCUUUUUGGCUGACCAAAAGGAACCCUACUUUAAGCCCCGUGUUAAGUUACCAAUGAAAUCUCUCAGUGUUACCAUAACCAGUGUAGUUCCUGGAGAUUAUGAUGGUGAUUCACAAAUGGAUGUCCUCCUGACUACCCGAGCACAAAGUCAUGGCGGAGAUGAACUCUCAGUGUUUAUUUUUUGGGGGCACAACCAAACAUUAGAUCUUAACCAUAAAACUAUGUUAAAUAAGACUUUUCAUGAUGAGCCUCUAGUAAUGGACUUUAAUGGAGACUUGAUUCCUGAUGUCUUUGGUGUCACAAGUGAUUCAAAUAAGCCCCAGAUACUGAUAGGCGGGAACUUAUCAUGGCAUGCUGCGUUGGAUACUCAAAGUAAAAUGUAUAUUCCACACUCUCAUGCCUUUAUAGAUUUAAAUAAUGACUUCACUGCUGAUUUGUUCCUUACUACAUCACCAGAUUCACAAAACGUUCAGUUUGAGACAUGGGUGAAUAAGGAUGGGAACUUCUCCAAAGCUGGAAAAAGUAAGAGAAUGCCUAGUGGUGUGAAAGUUGUUGGACAGUCUGUGUUUGCAGAUUUUGAUGGGGAUGGACAAAGUGAACACUUAUUACCAGUCUGUGAAGAUACGACAUGUCAAAAAAGUGCCAUCUACUUAACUAAGCUAGGAUUGGAUCAGUGGAUUCCAGUCUUGCAAGACUUCAGAAAUAAAGAUACUCUCUGGGGCUUUGUACCAUAUCAAAAUGACAAACCUUCAACAGAAAUUUCAUUUCCAAUUACGCUUCAUAUUGGAGAUUACAAUAUGGAUGGCUACCCAGAUGCUCUUGCUAUACUAAAGAACACAUCUGGAAGCAAUCAGCAAGCGUUUUUACUCGAAAAUGUCCCAUGCAAUAAUGUAAGCUGCAAGAGUGUACGUCGUAUGUUUAAAGUUUUUUGGGAACUCUCGGAUCUAAAUCAAAUCAAAGAUGCAGUGGUAGCAACCUUCUUUGACAUAUACGAAGAUGGAAUCUUGGAUAUCAUUGUGCUAAGCAAAGGCUACUCCAACAAGGACUUUACUAUCCACACAUUAAAAAAUAACUUUGAAGCAGAUGCCUAUUUUGUUAAAGUUAUUGUUCUCAGUGGCCUCUGUUCUAAUGACUGUCCUCGGAAAAUAACACCUUUCGGUGUUAAUCAGCCCGGUCCUUACAUCAUGUACACUACUGUGGAUGCAAAUGGAUACCUGAAAAAUGGGUCAGGUAAGAUAGCCUCAUAA